CCAUUCCCAGAGGAAGAAAAUGUCCAAUGGUAGCUCCAUCACCCAGUUCCUUCUCCUGGCAUUUGCUGACACAUGGGAGCUGCAGCUCUUGCACUUCUGGCUCUUCCUGGGCAUCUACCUGGCUGCCCUCCUGGCCAAUGGCCUCAUCAUCACCGCCAUAGCCUGUGACCACCACCUCCACACACCCAUGUACUUCUUCCUCCUCAACCUCGCCUUCCUUGACUUGGGCUCCAUCUCCACCACUGUCCCCAAAGCCAUGGCCAAUUCCCUGUGGGACAAGAGGGUCAUCUCCUGUGCAGGAUGUGUUGCACAGGUCUUUCUGUUAGUCUUUGUGAUCUCAGCAGAUUGUUUUCUUCUCACUGUCAUGGCCUAUGACCGCUACGCUGCCAUUUGCAAACCCCUGCACUACGGGACCCUCCUGGGCAGCAGAGCUUGUGUCCACAUGGCAGCAGCUGCCUGGGGCUGUGGGUUCCUCUAUGCUGUGCUGCACACUGCCAAUACCUUUUCACUAUCCUUCUGCCAAGGCAAUUCUGUGGACCAGUUCUUCUGUGAAAUCCCCCAGAUCCUCAAGCUCUCCUGCUCAGAUGCCUACCUCAGGGAAGUUGGGGUACUUGCAGUUAGUGUCUGUUUUACAUUUGGUUGUUUUGUUUUCAUUGUGCUGUCCUAUGGGCAGAUCUUCAGGGCUGUGCUGAGGAUCCCCUCCGAGCAGGGACGGCACAAAGCCUUUUCCACGUGCCUCCCUCACCUCGCUGUGGUCUCCUUGUUUGUAAGCACUGGCACGAUCCCUGGCAUGAUUGCCUAUCUGAAGCCCCCCUCCAUCUCCUCCCCAUCCCUGGAUCUGGUGGUGGCAGUGCUGUACUCGCUGGUGCCUCCAGUUGUGAGCCCUCUCAUCUCUAGCAUGAGGAACAGGGAGCUCAAAAAUGCCCUGAGGAAAGUGAUUUCAUGGACAUUUUUCAAUACCAGUAAACUUCCAGUCUUUUUCCACAAGUGA
Aquila chrysaetos chrysaetos is the source of this 991-nucleotide messenger RNA. RefSeq names its product olfactory receptor 14A16-like. The record is from RefSeq and is a predicted model, not a curated record. Gene Ontology annotation, biological process: G protein-coupled receptor signaling pathway. Bases 20 to 991 code for a protein of 323 amino acids. Gene Ontology annotation, molecular function: olfactory receptor activity; G protein-coupled receptor activity. NCBI's taxonomy places the organism in Eukaryota, Metazoa, Chordata, Aves, Accipitriformes, Accipitridae. Gene Ontology annotation, cellular component: membrane. The transcript has 2 exons.